AUGAAUGUUUAUAUCCUAUUGCAUCUGGGAAUGGUAGUGUCAAGGAUGGGGAUUGCAAUCAAAUCCAUGAUGAGUGGAAGAUACCUUAACUUAAGAACUCUGAGGUUAGAGCCUGUUGACAAGCGGAGAAGAGAAGACUAUGUUUUUGGAUAUGAUUGGAAUAGAAAUGUGCCUUAUGGAUUUAAGCUUUAUACAAGGGAAGGAUAUCUAACUGUAGAUAGCAAAUAUAGAAGAAUGACAAUCUAUAGAGGACACAAAAGAAGAGGAAAGGAUAUUCCAUCUGGAUUUGAGUUCCAUUUUGUGUCACCAACAAAGUGCAAAAGUAUUGUGAUAGGGCAUGACAGUGGACUAUGUAUGGCAGAUGUGGGUAGAGAAGUGAAGUUCAAAGAGUGCAUGCCACCUGGAAGAGAGUCUCUGGAAUUCCGAUUCCAAAUCAAAGUUUUUAGAGAUAGAUGCGAAUAUCUAGAGAAGAGCAGGAGAGGCUUGCAUGGGGAUCGAGAUAAGGAUGGCGAGAAAGAUACCAAGGAAAAGGACCAAGAGGAAAGAAUCUCCUCGGAAACCACUGAUGACGAGGAGCCUGGAUGCAAGAAAAAUCUAGAGGAGGAUGAGAAGAAAGAGGAAGAAGAAAGAGAGGAAAAGAAAGAGAAGACCAAAAAGAAAGAAAAGAAAAAAAAGAAGCAUCGGGAGCCAAAGAGUGAUGAAGAAUCCCUUGAAGAGUUUAUGGAACACGUGAGGUUCAAGAAGCCAAGAAUUAAGAAGAAAAUGAAGCGCCUUGGUUCUCGUUUCAAGAAGAAGCUUGCAAAGUCUCUUCUGAAGGUUGAUAAAAAGAAGAAGAAAUCUCGAGAUUCCAGCACAUCAUGA
Messenger RNA from Encephalitozoon intestinalis ATCC 50506, 861 nucleotides. RefSeq lists its product as uncharacterized. The record is from RefSeq and is a predicted model, not a curated record. Lineage: Eukaryota; Fungi; Microsporidia; Unikaryonidae. The transcript has a single exon. The coding region runs from base 1 to 861 and encodes 286 amino acids.